CAAACUAUUGGUGAAAAAGUAGCAAGAGGAAAGGCUGUAUUUACGAAUAAAUCAUCAAUUUCUAUCACAAAGAAGUAAAAAGUUAUAAUAGCAUAAGAAGAGGUUUGUGGUCCAGCCUAUUCAGAUGACACAGUACCAUGUUAACAUUGCAAAGGCAACAGUCUUUGAAGAACAACUCUCUGCAGAACAGGCUUUCAAUUUAGGAUCAAAUGAAACAAUGUGAAAAGAAACAUUCAGAAUCUCACAGUUUUUUCUUUCAGCACAAACUUUUAGAAAAAUUUAUUUUGAGUAUGUUAUGGAAACCAUCUGGGUCUUUAUCAACUCACAUCUGAACUAAAACCUGUGCUAUUGUAGCAGCGGACUCAGUAAAAGUACAAUAUACAAAGUCGGGUGUUUCACAACUAUCAACAAGGUCAGAUAACAUAAAGAGGAUGAUGUAACAUAUCUUAAGAUAGUUAAAGAUCUUGUUAUGUAUAUUAUGAUUGAAGAAGUAAUUGACACAGGGACUAGUAUUACUGCAAACAUCCAGUAACAAUAACAAAGAACUUUAGAAAGAAGGGAAAUACUGACAAUUGACGAAUGAAAAGAAGAUAUAUCUAGGAAACGAAGAAAUAUAUUCUAUGGUGACAAAAAGAGCAGAUUGUCUACACCUGACUAUACAGUAGAACAUCAAAUAAAAUGGAUUCUAAUUUGACGACUUUACUUCCAUCGGUAUCUUCUGAAACUCCAUCAUGGACUUUUCCCCGUGAGUCAGCAAUUGUUGCUGGUACAAUAUCCAGCAUUAUGGCUAUUUUAGGCACCAUCGGGAACUCUUUGACGAUUGCAGCAGUGUUUAAAUCAAAACGUAAAAUUGCAGCCACUGGUGCAUUCAUCCUUAAUGUGGCCAUAGGCGAUCUGGCUUACUGUUGUUUCUGUCUCCCCUUCACUGCGGUCUAUCAUUUCCACGGAUUCAUCCUAGGCACCAUGUUCUGCAAAAUGUUCAGCUAUAUCAAAUUCACGAUACUUGGGGCAGAAAUCUUUGGUAUUGCUUUGAUGGCUCUAAAUAGGUUUUUUUUUAUUGUGAGACAUGAGACGUAUGUUGUGAUGUACACACCAAGGGGAACAACAUUGAUGAUAUCAGUCUCGUGGUUAUUCUACGCUAUAUUGAACCUCUUUCCUUUGUCAGGAGUAUGGGGACGUUUUGGAUGGGAAAACAGGGUAAAUGCAUGCUCCCUCAUACGUAAUGAUUCGUCAGGAUUUAAUAUAUUCCUGAUGCUGUUUAGCUUCAUUGUGCCCUGCAUCACAAUGAUUGUCUGUUAUCUCUGGAUUUACGCAACUGUACAUACAACAAAUAACAAGCUCCGGAAGCACAGUACGGAUCUUUCACUUUUGUCCUCUCACUUAAGGAAACGUCGCGAUGAGGUUAAAGUGACAAAAAUGAUGGCUGUUAUAUUUAUAUUAUUUCUGGUGUGUUAUGCUCCAUAUAUUAUGACAACAGCUUUUGACCGCGAAGUGACGAUCCCAAAGUUACAUGUCGCAGUAAUGUUAAUAGGGAGCUCUAACUAUUGUAUCAAUCCUCUAGUGUACUGGCUGAUGAACCGACCACUAAGAAUUGCCUAUAACAGCUUAUUUCCCUGCACACGUAAUCGAACAAGAAUUAAGAUCCUGCAAGCCGCACCAAGCAGGUCACAGGCUAAUGAGGACAUUCCUGAUAUCAGCGUAUAUAACAUACAACAAAGGCCUAAAGCACUCGAAGCAAGAAAAGAAUUCACAAAUAAGUCAAUGCUGGCCUUAGCCAAACAGCCCUCUGGUGAUUGUAGAUAAUUUUUAGUUUUAAUACUUAAGGAGAAUCUUAACAAUCUCAAAUGUAAUUUUCAUGAUAUUUUAUGAGUUUGAAAGUGAAAUCUUUUAGAUAUUGAUAUGUGGCAUUAUGAUUGUUAACUGGAUAGUUACCAGUUUCACCAUCAUUGGCUACUAGGGUCAGAAAACAGGCAACUAAACUUAAAUAAUUAAUAGAUUUUGGAUCAGUUCUUAAUGGCAUUUCUUGAUGUAAUUUAGUCUGUCAAUUUCAAAUAUGAUAUGACUUUGACAAAAUUUUGAACAUUUCAUGAUUAUAAAGAUUAUUUUUACUGAAUUUAGUCUGUGAAAUAUCUUGUAUUGUAAUGGUUUUACUAAUGACGAUCGAUUUUAUUUGUUUUUCUUGCAUUGUAAAUAUUCUUGAAUAUAACAAUAAAACAAUAGGCCGAAAUAAAAUUGUGAAUAGCU
Owenia fusiformis is the source of this 2244-nucleotide messenger RNA. NCBI's taxonomy places the organism in Eukaryota, Metazoa, Annelida, Polychaeta, Sabellida, Oweniidae. The record is from the annotation of a GenBank genome assembly.